AUGUCGAACGUCGGUGCAAGGGCUACUUCGUCCGCAGUAGCGUCCACCUCGAAAUUCGCACACCUCCCAGGCUGGGCAUUCCUUGCGCGCUACUCUCGCUCGCAUCGCAAGUCGACAUUCCUCAUCGGCGUCUUUACGGGACUCGUUCUCGGUCUUGGUUCGAUCACCUCCGUGUUCUUCCUAGCGGAACGACGUGAGCGCAGACGAAGGCGCAGAAAGUUGCACGCUUACGGACUCGACGACGAGGAUGAAGAGGAACGCAGACGGCGCGAGCUUCGGGGACGCGACCCCAUCCAGAUUCGCUCCGGCCAGGUCGUCAGCGGUGUAGAGGGAUUGAUCGGCAACACCCCGCUCAUGCGCAUCAACAGUCUUUCCGAUGCAACCGGAUGCGAGAUUCUUGGCAAAGCCGAAUUCCUCAACCCCGCCGGUUCGCCAAAGGACCGAGUGGCACUGCAAAUCCUUAGGGACGCUGAAGAAGAAGGACUGCUCUACCCGCACACGGGUAGCUGCAUCUUUGAAGGCACUGUCGGCAGUACAGGUAUCUCUCUCGCCACGUUGGCACGAGCAAAAGGCUAUCGCUGUUCGAUCGUCAUCCCAGACGAUGUGGCGCGCGAGAAAGUGGAGCUUCUCGAGAAGCUGGGUGCAGAGAUCCAAUCGGUUCGUCCACGCGGUAUCGUCGAUCCUCGACACUUUGUCAACGAGGCGCGUGCACGCGCAGAAGCUUUCGGCGAAAUCGAACUCAUCGGUCCACACCCCACUGGUUUCGGCACUUCAGGAUAUGCUGGUUCGGACGGAGGGCAGGGAGAAGAGUACGUACAUCGCGACGAUCUUGUCGUAUCCUCCAAACGCUCCUCUUCGCGCGAUGCCGAGGAAGGUGAGGUUGUCAAUGAGAACCAAGCACGCGGAUUCUUCGCAGAUCAGUUCGAAAACCCAUCCAACUUUUGGGCGCACUACAACGGCACGGGGCCCGAGAUCUGGCGCCAAACCGGUGGGUUGAUCGACGCCUUUGUAGCAGGUGCUGGCACGGGCGGGACGCUUUCUGGAUGUGCUGCGUACCUAAAACGCGUCUCGUGCGAUCCAGACGAGUCCAAGCAAGGGGGCGGGUUCAUCCGCAGACCCGGAUCGGCGCAGGAAGUCAAAGUGGUGCUUGCAGAUCCGCAGGGCAGUGGGCUGUACAACAAAGUCAAAUACGGUGUGAUGUACAGUGCUACCGAAGCAGAGGGUAAGCGAAGAAGGCAUCAGGUGGACUCGGUAGUGGAAGGGGUCGGCAUCAAUCGUAUCACGAGGAAUCUGCAGAUGGGGUUGCAGUGCAUUGACGAUGCUGAACGCGUGACGGACGACGAAGCGGCGCGCAUGGGCAGGUAUCUGAUUCUCAACGAUGGCCUGUUCCUUGGCUCUUCGUCGGCCGUAAAUUGCGUUGCUGCUGUUCGAACUGCGCUCAAGCUCAAACGUGAACGCGGUGGCGAUCCGCCCCCUGUGGUGGUGACGGUGCUCUGCGAUUCGGGGUCGCGCCACCUGUCCAAGUUCCACAACAACGACGCACUCAUCCGGCUCGGUGUCUCGGAUGCAGGUAACAGCGACAUCUCUGAUAUUUUGAGCACAGUGGACUGA
This is a messenger RNA of Sporisorium graminicola, 1611 nucleotides long. RefSeq lists its product as uncharacterized. Lineage: Eukaryota; Fungi; Basidiomycota; Ustilaginomycetes; Ustilaginales; Ustilaginaceae. The record is from RefSeq and is a predicted model, not a curated record. The transcript has a single exon. Gene Ontology annotation, molecular function: cysteine synthase activity. Gene Ontology annotation, cellular component: cytoplasm. The coding region runs from base 1 to 1611 and encodes 536 amino acids.